AUGGCGAGAACCAGGGGAAUUCUAGGUCUUGUAAAUCCUCAGGAUCUUCUUUUCAAAGCUGUAUUCAUAGAAAAAAGACUUCCGAAGCAUCAUCUAAAAGAGAUAUCGAUAUCUGCAAUUGUGCUUAAGGUGAUGUCUCAGGAUAUUUCUAUUAGGGAAGGAGGUCUUGUUGUGAUUGGUCUUAGCAGGAUUUUGGUAAGGAAACUAAAGUAUCUGCAGGAUGAGUGUAGUGAUGUUGUACAUAAAAUCUGGAGAAAGAAAGGCGAAAAAGGAAAGGGCCUCAGGUCGGUAUCCUCGAAGGGAAUAACCUUGGGACUUGACUUAGAAAGGUUAUAUAUCGACGAUCAGAUGAUAAGUCCAGAAGAGUUUGUCAUUCUUCCUGAGGAGGAGAACAUAGAUGGAAUACAAGAAAUAGAAGACCUAAGCUUUGGGGGAUUUAACGACAUUUCAUAUGUUGAAGAAGGAAGGUUUGGAACCGAGGAUAGCACAAGAGCUUCUACAGCCACGGAGAUUACUCAAAUUCCCUUAGAGGAGCGAAGAGAGAAAAGGAGGAAAAUAAUUGAAGACUUGGAACUGGAGUUUGACGCCCGAGAAUUUCGAGAAAACCUUAGGAAUACAGGGGAUAUAGUGUUUAGGGAGAAAAGUCUCGAUAUAAGAGAUGAGCUUGUUUCCAAACUCUCAAUUGCACCUGAGAUACUAUCGAAGAUCUGUAGGAGAGAGAUGUACCAAAGAGAAAGCAUAGAAGGUGUCCGUGAUACAGUAAUAAUGGAAUCAUAUGGAGACAUCAGUUUUGGGGACAAUAUAAAUGAGUCGCAAGUAUCCUCCGAGGUUGUAGAGGAAGACUGUCUUGAUAUUGAGAAGUUGCCUGAAAGAUUUGUCUUCAAUGAGAUGGCUGAUGGGCAUAGCAGAUAUGAAAGAAGUAGGAUGUUUCUGUCUCUUCUAAAUCUGCUUGGAAGCGGGAUGGCGAUGGCAAACCAAAGAGCGGCAUAUUCUAAUAUAGAAUGCAAUCUUUUGUGA
Messenger RNA from Encephalitozoon intestinalis ATCC 50506, 1017 nucleotides. RefSeq lists its product as uncharacterized. The transcript has a single exon. Lineage: Eukaryota; Fungi; Microsporidia; Unikaryonidae. The record is from RefSeq and is a predicted model, not a curated record. Bases 1 to 1017 code for a protein of 338 amino acids. Gene Ontology annotation, molecular function: protein binding.